Molecule: messenger RNA, 2954 nt
Organism: Lutzomyia longipalpis
Lineage: Eukaryota; Metazoa; Arthropoda; Insecta; Diptera; Psychodidae
Gene: Sardh
Product: sarcosine dehydrogenase, mitochondrial
Exons: 6
Coding region: 167-2842 (891 amino acids)
Cellular component (GO): mitochondrial matrix; cytoplasm; mitochondrion
Molecular function (GO): sarcosine dehydrogenase activity; protein binding
Source: RefSeq, a predicted model, not a curated record
GCCGCCCCACCAACGAGCAUGUAGGUCUUGUAAAUUGUAAAAGCUCAUGAUUAUUUCGCGACAGGCUCAGUGUGCAAAUCAUCUUAAGAGCAUAAAGUUGCUUCAUCACUUCCUUGUAACGUAUAUUUGUGUUUAAGAAGAAAAAGGAAAAGUGUUGUGGAUCAAUAUGAUCCGUUUCAGAGGAUAUUCUCUAGCAAAAAAAUUAUCCUUGAGUGCAGUGUCGCAGAGAUUUUCCUCAACUAGUACUUCGUUUGAAAGAAAAAAUCAUGUUUUACCCUAUAGUGCAGAUGUCGUUAUAAUUGGUGGAGGAUCAGCAGGAUGUCAUGCACUGUACCAUUUAACGAAAAGAGGCAUCAAAGCCGUGCUCCUUGAGAGGAGUAAGAUAACAUCCGGGACAACAUGGCAUACGGCUGGUCUUGUCUGGCGCCUCCGACCAAAUGAUGUGGAAAUUCAGUUGCUGGCCAGUUCGAGAAAUUUAUUUAUGAAUCUCGAAUCUGAGAGUGGCCACGAUCCAGGGUUCAUCAUGAAUGGUGGUCUUUUCAUAGCGCACAACGAUGUCAGAAUGGACGAAUAUCGACGCCUAGCAACAAUUGGCAAAUGCUUCAAUAUUGAAAGUCAUCUCAUUAGUCCAGAUGAGACGCAAAAACUUUUCCCACUGCUCGAUCCCAAAACCUUCACGGGUGCCCUGUAUUCCCCUGGGGACGGUGUUAUCGAUCCAGCAAUGCUGUGCACAGCACUCACACGUCAGGCCGUAAAGAAUGGUGGACAGGUGUUUGAGGAAUGCCCAGUGUUGGAUUUAGAAGUUGGCCAAGGAUUCCUUGGACCGCAAGAUGUUCGUGGAGUUGUAACUCCGUAUGGCACUAUCAAGACUAAUACGGUGGUUAAUGCAACCGGAGUAUGGGGAAGGGAUGUGAUUGAGAAAUACGGACUGCACCUACCCUUAAUUCCAAUGCGUCAUGCCUACAUUGUUACUGAACCCAUGGAUGGUGUGAAAGGACUACCAAAUAUUCGUGAUCACGACUUUUCUAUCUAUUUCCGUAUCCAAGGUGAAUCAAUCUGUCUAGGUGGCUAUGAAAACUGUCCCAUUCUCCUAGAUAAGGUCCCCCCUGAUUUUCAAUUUGGUCUCUACGAACUCGACUGGACUGUGUUUGAAUCAAACUACCAAGGAGCUGCAGUUCUAUGUCCACCCUUUGAAUCAGCAGGCAUUAAGAGUACAAUUUGUGGGCCAGAAUCCUUCACUCCUGACCACAAACCCCUUAUGGGAUGGGAUCGCCGGCUAGACGGGCUCUUCCAUUCGUGUGGCUACAAUUCAGCUGGAAUGAUGCUUGGUGGUGGAUGUGGGGAACAAGUAGCUGAAUGGAUCAUUAAUGGUAGUCCUAGCCUGCAUAUGUUUCCCUACGAUGUAACUCGUUUCCUCCCCAAACAAACCCGUGAUCACAACUGGGCCACAGAGAGAAGCCACGAGAGCUAUGCGAAAAACUACUCAAUCGUCUUCCCCUACGAUCAACCACUAGCAGGACGAAAUUUCAUUCAAGAUCCCUUCCAUCGGCAAAUGAUUCAGUAUUUCGCGGUAAUGGAGGAGAAACAGGGUUGGGAACGACCUGGUUACUUCCUCACUGAUUCCUUUGCUAAAGUCCCUCCAUAUCAUUGGUACGGUAGCUACGGACACAAAAAGCCCGCUGAUUCAUCGUAUGAAGAGCAACUCAAAGCAGACUACCGCUUUGGUUUCUCAGAAAAUCAUGACCUAAUUGGAGAGGAAGCUACGGCGUGUCGAAACAAUGUUGUGGUUUUCAAUUUAAGCUACUUCUGCAAAGUCUACCUAACAGGACGCGAUGCUGACAAGGCUGCUGAAUACCUCUUCACAGGAGACACCGCCAAGUCCAUAAACAAAACCAUCUACACGUGUGCCCUCAACGAUCGCGGUGGUGUAGAAGCUGAUGUAACCGUCAGUGUUAUCGAUUCCGGCAUUGGGGAACCCCAUGCACCCAUCCUGAAGCGACCUGGAUACUACAUUGUUGCCGGUGGUGCAUCGGCAUAUCACACAAUAACUCAUCUCAAGUAUGCAAUCCUAGAUAAAGCCUUCAGGGCGCAGAUUACGGAUGUUACACAAGACUUGGGAGUCCUGUCUCUUCAGGGGAGGAACAGCCGUGAAAUUCUGGAGAAGCUCACAGAUUACGAUUUAAGUAAUGAAAGUCUACCGCCAAACAGCACAGCAAUCAUGAAGCUAAAACUACCCGCAGGAGAGCAAAAUGUUCGAGUAAUUCGUGUAAGUUUUGUAGGAGAAUUGGGGUAUGAAUUGCACAUCCCCAAAGCAUAUUGCGAGCAAGUUUUCAACGCCGUAAUGGAUGCUGGAUCACCACUUGGCCUAAGAAAUGCCGGCUAUCGCUCACUCUAUUCGUUGAGCAGUGAAAAGGGAUACCAUCUAUGGGGUUUCGAUUUACGUUCCGACGAUACACCAAUUGAGGCCAAUUUGGGCUUUACUUGCCGAAAGACUGGAGACUACAAAGGAAAAGCUGCUAUUGAUAAGCAACGAUCAGAAGGAAUUUACAAAAAGCUAGCUUUCUUUACAGUUGAUGAACAAAUUCCUAUUUGGGGACUCGAAGCUGUGUACAGGAAUGGAGAAAUGGUGGGACAUUUGAGACGCGGAGAGUACGGCUACACACUCCAGAAACCAAUUGGUCAAGCCUACAUCAGGAAGCCAAAUGGUGAGAAGAUGGAUGAUGAAUUUCUCAAGACUGGAAAUUACGAAGUUGAAAUUAUGGGAAAACUCCACAAAGCCACGUGUCACUUGAGGAGUCCAUUUGAUAAGAAAAACUCAAGAAUUCAGGGCAUCUACAAUUGAGACAGACUUCCCACACGCGCGCAAAGGAGACUCGUAUUAAACGCAAAAAUAAAGGCAAUUUAAUCAUUUCAAAAAAUAAUAAAUUGUGCAAAAAAUAUACACUCACCGGCUA